Lottia gigantea (owl limpet) is the source of this 2173-nucleotide messenger RNA. RefSeq lists its product as hypothetical. The transcript is spliced from 8 exons. Gene Ontology annotation, cellular component: nucleus. Gene Ontology annotation, molecular function: ATP binding; single-stranded DNA helicase activity; enzyme activator activity. NCBI's taxonomy places the organism in Eukaryota, Metazoa, Mollusca, Gastropoda, Lottiidae. The record is from RefSeq and is a predicted model, not a curated record. The coding region runs from base 1 to 1821 and encodes 606 amino acids. Gene Ontology annotation, biological process: DNA repair; regulation of DNA repair; DNA-templated DNA replication.
AUGGAGUCCAAUGAAAUUUCCGAGUGUCCAGUUUGCGGCGAAUCCUUCGCAAUGACGUCCAUUGAACAACAUGUCAAUGAAUGUCUAAAUGCGGCGGACAACACGACUCAGCGAUCAAGAAAAAGAAAAUCUUCAGAACUGAGUUCAACAGCGUGGGGAUGCCUCCGACCACAAACUAACCAAAACGAAACUGAAAGUAGUGAAACUGUCAACAAAAGACAUAAAAUCAAUGUGGGGUCUGAAAAUCCCAGAUCGGACUCGCCAAUCGUUAUUGAAGAAGACAGUCGUAGUUCUGGAUCUCCAGACAUUUUGGUAACGGAUUCAAGCAAUGUGAAUGACAAAUCUUCAUCAGAAGACCAAACGUCAACUUCAGAUUCUAGGUCCAAAUCUACCACCAACUCGAACACCAAACAAACUUCAUUUUUUCAAAAAAAGAAAUUGGAGAUGAACGGGGACAAAAUGCCUCAAUCUAAAAGUCAGGGUAUCGAAAUUCUGAGUAGAUCUAGUAACCCUAGCCCAGUUCAACAGGUUGAAAGUUCAUCAAGCUCUUCUAGUUCCAACCUCAAGCAAUCAACAUUUAAUCCAUUUUUUCAAAAGAGAUCCACGACUACGGACACCAAAAAAACAUCAUUUAAGCCAUUAGCAGAGCAGAUGCGACCGUCAUCUCUGGAAAGAUACGUGGGUCAGGAAAAAGCAGUGGGGAAGAAAAGUAUGCUACAUUCCUUGUUGCUAAGUGACCAUAUUCCAUCCAUGAUAUUGUGGGGUCCACCUGGUUGUGGAAAGGAAGUUAUUAAGGUAGCCAAAAAUGAUCAGAAAAUGUUCCGGCGUAAAACUGUUAUGUUUUUAGAUGAAAUUCACAGAUUUAAUAAAACACAACAGGAUUCUCUUCUUCCUCAUGUUGAAGAUGGUACGAUAACAUUAAUAGGAGCUACCACAGAAAACCCUUCCUUUCAAGUCAACAGCGCCUUAUUAAGUCGAUGUAGAGUUAUUGUUCUUGAGAAGUUGUCGACGGAAGCGUUGAAGACAAUAUUAAUACGAGCCGUAGAGGAGUCGGGAGGGAUGAUAUUUCAAUCAGAAGAUGAAAUGGAUAACAGUGAAAGUUGUGAACCAAGUGUUUGGGUAGCCGACCAAGCUCUAGAAGUGCUGGCAAACCUGUGUGAUGGUGAUGCUAGAUCGGCUUUAAACAGUCUCCAGAUGGCGUUACAGUCACAGAUAGCUGAGUGUAAUAACGGCACCAAUGAAAAUAAGGAUGUUGCUAUAGUAACUGUUGAACAUGUUAAAACCAGUUUACAAAGAUCGCAUAUCACAUACGACAAAACAGGUGAAGAACACUAUAACACAGUAUCAGCGUUACAGAAAUCAAUACGAGGCAGUGAUGAUAGUGCUGCCCUCUAUUGGUUGAUGAGGAUGUUAGAAGGGGGAGAAGACCCACUGUAUAUCGCUAGACGAUUGGUUAGAACAGCUAGUGAAGAUAUUGGAUUGGCUGAUCCUCAAGCUUUAAACCAAUCAGUAGCAGCGUUUCAGGCGUGUCAUUUUCUUGGUAUGCCUGAAUGUGGGGUUAUUCUAGCCCAAUGUGCAGUCUAUCUAGCCAGAGCACCAAAGUCAGUUGAAAUCACUGCAGCCUAUUCUAAAGUCAAGAAAUGUAUUCAAGAACACGAAGGACCUUUACCUGGUGUUCCUCUUCAUCUACGUAAUGCUACCAGUAAACUUAAUAAAUCUCUAGGAUAUGGUAAAGGAUAUAAAUAUAACCCAGCGUUUAAAACACCUGUAAAACAAGACUACCUUCCAGAAGAGUUGAUUGGUACAAAUUUCUUUACCUAAUACAUGGAUUGCUAACAAACACUGGAUAUUUUAACGUAUUUGUGAUAUCAUCGAGGAACAAUUUAUUUGGGGAUAUUUUGUGACAAUGUUAAUUGUGGACAAAAUUCCAGUAAAACAAGAUAAUGCAGAUUCUCCAUAUCUCUCUAGGGAUCUAUUUCCAAAUCAUUCAUUGGAAUCAAUUGUGUGGCAGCAGAACAAGACUACCUUCGCAGAGUUACGAUACCUCAGCAGCAUUAUUAUGGUAGCAUUAUGUUUGUAUGCAAGCCAAUUCAUUGGUUGUUAUUUUGGGCUAAACGCUUGUAUAUUUAUAUUUUUUCUAAGUCAAGAAACCUCAAUAAGAAACUAUUUGUAA